ACUACUAAUCUCGAAAUCAAAUCGAGCAUCCAUUGUUGUUUCAGAAUUCACAGAGAGAAAGAGAACAGAGAAAAAAAAAAGGCAUGGAGAGUGAGAGGGAAAAGCAGGUUUACUUGGCCAAGCUCUCUGAGCAAACCGAAAGAUACGAUGAAAUGGUUGAGGCGAUGAAGAAAGUUGCUCAGCUUGAUGUGGAGCUCACGGUAGAGGAGAGGAAUCUAGUAUCUGUUGGGUACAAGAAUGUGAUUGGCGCAAGGAGAGCAUCGUGGAGAAUACUAUCCUCCAUUGAGCAAAAGGAAGAGUCCAAGGGAAAUGAGGAAAAUGUCAAGAGGCUUAAGAGUUACCGGAAGAGGGUUGAAGAUGAGCUUGCCAAAGUUUGUAAUGACAUCUUGUCCGUCAUCGAUAAGCACCUCAUUCCAUCGUCUAAAGCUGUGGAGUCGACUGUCUUUUUCUACAAAAUGAAAGGUGAUUAUUACCGCUAUCUGGCAGAGUUCAGUUCUGGUACUGAACGCAAGGAAGCUGCAGAUCACUCUCUUGAGGCAUACAAGGCUGCUGUUGCUGCUGCAGAGACGGGUUUGGCACCAACACAUCCAGUUAGACUUGGCUUAGCAUUGAACUUUUCGGUUUUCUACUAUGAGAUCUUAAACUCUCCUGAAAGUGCAUGCCAAUUGGCUAAGCAAGCAUUCGAUGAUGCGAUUGCUGAACUUGACAGCCUCAACGAGGAAUCAUACAAAGACAGCACUCUUAUUAUGCAGCUACUUAGAGACAAUCUCACCUUGUGGACUUCAGACCUCCCAGAGGAUGGAGAAGAGCGAUCCAAAGGUGAUGAGCCUCAAGAAGAGAACUAAAUCCUGAAUCCUCUGUGACAAGAGAAACGACUGUUGAUGCAUCCUGAGAAGACAGCAAGCGUCGUUGCUCGAAACACUGGAAAAUGUGUAAUUUUUAUUCUAUGUCUUUCUUGAUCACGUUUUCGAAUCUUGGCUUUUUACUAAACAACACUUCGUAGUCGUACCUUCAAAAACUCUCUUAUGAUGGUUGGAUUGUGUAAUUUGCUUCUUCGUUGUUGAGUUGAGACACCGCAUUUUGGGUUUUGAUCACUUUUGACGAAUUAAGAACCUUGAGAGGUAAAAUGAAAUGGUUUCAGGUGAAUAAAUAGUUUGUUUAUGUUG
Molecule: messenger RNA, 1166 nt
Organism: Eutrema salsugineum
Lineage: Eukaryota; Viridiplantae; Streptophyta; Magnoliopsida; Brassicales; Brassicaceae
Product: 14-3-3-like protein GF14 epsilon
Exons: 7
Coding region: 84-845 (253 amino acids)
Biological process (GO): signal transduction
Cellular component (GO): cytoplasm
Source: RefSeq, a predicted model, not a curated record